UGUUUUUUCUUUUUUUUUCUUUUUUUUUUUUCUUUCUUUCUUUUUAACUCUUCCCCCCCUGGAUACAUUUACGGUAGUUCUUUCUUUCUGUCUGUCUUUAUACAUCUUGAUAUUAGUUUAGUUAUCUAUUGGGGUUGAUCAAUUUGAUGAAAAUAAACACUAUUUUAUCCUUCGAAAACAACAAGAGCAACAAGAUCAAUAUAAACCUGUCAUUACCAAUACCUUAAAUCAUUCUUCUUUCGAUCAAUCAUUUUAUAUGGAUACCACUUCUUCUUCGCCUUUGAUCCCAGUUUCUCUUUCUUCUGGUGAAUCAAAAUCUACCUAUCGACAAGAACUUUAUUGGCUUUUAAAGAAUGCUCUUCCUUUGGUCAUCAGUUACCUCUUACAAAACAGUCUUCAAAGUGUCUCUGUUAUCAGUGCUGGUCAUUUGGGAUCAACUGAAUUGGCAGCUGCUUCAUUAGCAUCCAUGUUUGUGACAGUGACGGGUUUGUCGACCGUGAUGGGCACGACAUUAUGUCUAGAUACACUUUGUUCUCAAGCAUAUACGAGCCGAGAUUGUGAUAAACGCGUGGUAGGACUUCAUGUACAACGGUGUUUGGUAUUCUUGUCUCUCCUUUUCAUCCCCAUCAUGACCCUUUGGUGGUAUGCCCAAGAAGUGUUCCUCUUACUUCGACAAGAUCCUGAUGUGGCCUACCUAUCUGGUAGAUUUGUACAAUGGAUGAUCCUGGCCCUACCUGCCUUUGCCUUGUUUGAAUCCCUCAAAAAAAUGUUGCAAGCUCAAGGUCUGUUCCGUGCUCCGACGUAUGUUUUAUUUGUUGGUGCUCCUUUCAAUGUCCUGGCAAGUUAUACCCUGGUGUGGCAUACAUCUUUAGGUUUUAUCGGCGCCCCCAUUGCUGCUGUACUUACUUACUGGCUUUUGGUAUUGCUCCUGGUAGUUUAUAUUAUUCAUGUGGAUGGGUCUCAAGUAUGGCCGAAAUGGCAAUGGUAUCGUACGCAUCGUGUAGGCGGUGUAUUGGAUCGACAUGCCUAUGGACCUAUGCUCAAACUGGCUGUUCCUGGCAUCUUAUUGAUAUGUAGUGAAAACUGGGCAUAUGAAAUCAUUGCAUUGGCUUCAAGUUGGAUUGAUACCAGUGGAACGACAAGUCAAGGCGCUCAAUCAGUCAUCAUCACGUCCGUCGCCAUGUUAUACACCAUCCCUUUUGGUGUGGGGAUCUCUGCAGCAAAUAGAGUAGGAAAUGCAUUAGGUGCUCAACGACCAAAACAAGCAGCGAUGGCAUCCAAGGUAGCAUUAGCGGCAGCAUGUGUAGUAGCUUCGAUCAACGCUUCCAUGUUGGUUUUCUUCCGGCAUCAAUGGGGUUAUCUAUUCACGGAUGAUGAAGACGUUGUGAUGGCAGUAAGUAAGGUUUUGCCUAUUGUUGCCGUCUUUAUAUUUGGAGACAACAUGGCUGGUAUUGCGGAUGGUAUUCUGAAUGGACAAGGUCGACAACAUGUGGGUGCUUGGUUCAAUUUGGCCGCUUAUUAUCUUUCGUCCUUGCCUUUGGGUUUUUAUCUCUGCUUUUCCAUAGGUUUGGGUUUGGCUGGAAUCUGGAUUGGCUUGAUGAUUUCUUUAUUGGCGGUUGCUAUUGCUACCAUGUUUGUCGUAUGGCGCUCGGAUUGGCCUCAACAAGCUGAAAUUGCAAGACUUCGUGCUACACCACCACAAUAUACAGGACUUCCGGUACAUUCAUCACAACAACAAGGAGGAGAUUAUCCUGGAAAUCAAGGUGGUAGUACUAUGGGCCGUGAUGCUCUGGUCUACGAUCCCACGACAGGUCAACCCAUGUUAUCCAGCCUCACCGUCCAACGUCACCAGAUAGAGACUUCCCUUGGUCCCGUUUGUCCUCAAGAUCGUGGCUAUCAUUCUUUACGCAUGCACUAUACAACGAAAUCUCUCUUGUUUGCUAUUCUCAUCAUUCCAUAUUGUUGUGGUUAUCGUGGUCGUCGUGUGUGUCAAUGUACAAAGUGUAAUCAAAAAUUUCCUUCUAUUAUAUUGCCGGAACCCUGAUAUGUUGCCAUGGAUUUUUUUUUUUGUUGUUUAGUUAGUUCUUAUUUGUGUAUCCAAUAAAGUUAUUCCUUUUACUUUUA
Halteromyces radiatus is the source of this 2124-nucleotide messenger RNA. RefSeq names its product mate-domain-containing protein. Gene Ontology annotation, biological process: xenobiotic detoxification by transmembrane export across the plasma membrane. The transcript has 4 exons. The record is from RefSeq and is a predicted model, not a curated record. Gene Ontology annotation, molecular function: xenobiotic transmembrane transporter activity; antiporter activity. Bases 257 to 2044 code for a protein of 595 amino acids. Gene Ontology annotation, cellular component: membrane. Lineage: Eukaryota; Fungi; Mucoromycota; Mucoromycetes; Mucorales; Cunninghamellaceae.